AUGCACCCAUCAUCCCAGCGGGAUUUGUUAUUGCCUCACCCAGUGGACCAGGGUGCGCACUCGCAGCAUCCUGCAGGGGAAGAUGUCGCAAACGAGAGACAACGAGCAUGGUCAUAUGCGCCGAGUGAGAAGGAGCAGCUAAAGCAUCAAGGAAUCAUCUCGGAGUAUGCAAACUGUCCACCUCUCGAGCAGCACCCGGCCAACUAUGCGCCUUUGGUUCAAAAUCAGCAGCAGCAACAGCACCAACCACUACAGCACCAACCACUACAGCACCAACCACUACAGCAACAACAACCACAGCAACAACAACCACAGCAACAACAACCACAGCAAAAUUAUAACACUUCAAUAUCUCCUCAGACGUACGCGAUCCCGCCCGGGCACCAGCAGCACGCCACUCAGGUGUACACCCAGCCUUAUGUCAGCCAGUUGUACACAAUGAUGCCAGAGCAACCUCAACACCAAUGGAACCAACAUAUUGACAUGACCAUAUCUCCUCAGUAUGCAAACGGACCAGAACAAUGCCAGAACAGCACUCCGAUGUCUCCCCACUCAUAUGCGAGUCCUCCGGCUGCGACACAGCCACAAAACCGCCGCCAGGAACAACGGCGCGGCAUCGAAAUUCCAACCCAGCAACUUGCCUCGUACACCGAACCCCCCAGCUCACCAACAUCCAACUCACCAGGGCCACUGCCCCUGAAGGUAAACCCCGAAGUUCCAUCCCGAAGCGAGACCAUGCCCAUUGUUCCGGACGAGAAUCCUCUCCAGUCACCCAAGUCACCCUAUUUCCCUCCACCUACCAGAACGAUAACAUCGCAUACUCCCCAACAAGAUGACUUGAGCGACGAGAAGGAGAUCCAGAAGCGUGAGGAGAACCGAUCUCGCGCGGUUAGGGAGCGGAACGCGACGUUGCUCUCGCCGUAUACUGCUCCCGGGCCGAUGUCGUAUGGCCCACCACCCAGGUAA
Molecule: messenger RNA, 966 nt
Organism: Penicillium digitatum Pd1
Lineage: Eukaryota; Fungi; Ascomycota; Eurotiomycetes; Eurotiales; Aspergillaceae
Source: RefSeq, a predicted model, not a curated record